CCAGAGAGAGAGAGAUGUUAGAGGCGAAUGAAUAGAGAAAUAAAUAGGAUUGCAGGGAUCUCGGAGACACACAGGAUUGAUCUCAUUUAAAGGAGAGACAGAUCAGCGGUCACUUAUGGACUCGAGCGCAAUUUCAGCUGAAACUCGUCCAUGUUAGCGGGUUAGAUGAUCCCAUGAAAUAUUUAUCAUAUUUUAUAAAUCCAGCUCCACAACCAUUUUUUUUUCCACAUUACAAGAGCUGUGGGAAGCUCGGCGGGGAUUGGCCGCUGGAAAAUCACGUGUCCCGCAGUCACAUGGUCAGGGAGGAAAAAGGGGGUCCUUUUUGGUGUAAAUCUGGAGUCUAAUUCUGUAAUAUAUCACGGUACCUCGUAAAACCGACACUAAAAGGGCCCGGCCUACAAAUCAUCCGGCCGAAUUAUGAGUUCAUUGUAUUAUGCCAAUGCUUUAUUCUCCAAAUAUCCGACUGCAACUUCAGUUUUCUCAUCUGGAGUCUUCCCCGAGCAAACUUCGUGCGCCUUUGCCUCCAAUCCCCAGCGCAGCGGCUACGGGAGCAGCCCGGGCGGAACGUUCCCGGCGGGGUCGGCGGCUCAUGGUUUAUACAGUAAUGGGAGCAGCCUGCACCCCCAGAGCCCGGCCAUGUACCCCUCCAGCUAUGGGCUCGACGCUGCCUCCUUCAAUAUGCACUGCUCGCCCUUUGAGCAGAACCUCUCCUCCCUGAUGUGCGCCGGCGACCCCACUAAGCAGAACAGCGCCAAGGCUGAACAGAGGGAGUCGGAGCUGCACAAUGAGGCCAACUUGAGAAUCUACCCCUGGAUGAGGAGCGCAGGGGCGGACAGGAAGAGGGGUCGCCAGACCUACACAAGGUACCAGACCCUGGAGCUGGAGAAGGAGUUUCACUUUAACCGCUACCUGACCCGGCGGAGGCGCAUCGAGAUCGCCCACGUUCUGUGUCUGACCGAGCGACAAAUCAAAAUCUGGUUCCAGAACCGCAGGAUGAAAUGGAAAAAGGAAAACAAGGCAUCCAGCCCUUCCUCUAACAGCCAGGAAAAGCAGGAGACUGAGGAAGAGGAGGAGGAAUGAAGUGGCCCAAUGGACUAGUGAGCAGGAGAUGAUCCACUGACCCAUACUACCUAGAUCCCUUUUGUACUAGAGGGUUAGCUACCUACCCCACCUGUCCACACUAUAGGUCCAUUUUCUAUGUGGCGUCUCAUGUAGCCAAUUAUUCCACAAGCGUUGCUGCAUUUUUAUUUUUUAUACCUUUUUUGAAGAAUCCUAGUUCCUGAGAGAUCGUGAUCUAAAAAAAAAAAAAUCUUGUGACUGUGUUUGAAUAGUUCGUGCGAUAUAAUCGGGAGACCAGUGUGUAGGAUUGUGCCCCCCCCCCAACAACCUGUGGCUUGUUCCUUCCCCCCUUUCUUUUUUUUCUCACUAUAGACUCAGUUCAGUACUUGGGGAUAUCUCCUUCCCUCUCCAUUCCCUAUUUACAAAUAUGUGUAAUAUUUUUGUGUCAUUUGAAAAAAAAAAAAAAAUGUGAUGUAAAAUUAAUUUUAAUAUAAUUUAAUCAUAGACUCUGUGCUUCUAUUUCUUCAUGAGUUGUUGUAAUGUUUCCUUCAAAUAAAAUUAAAAAAAACAAACAAAAUAGUUGAAACUUGA
Messenger RNA from Xenopus laevis (African clawed frog), 1650 nucleotides. RefSeq names its product homeobox B7 S homeolog (gene hoxb7.S). The record is from RefSeq and is marked provisional. Gene Ontology annotation, cellular component: nucleus. Gene Ontology annotation, biological process: anterior/posterior pattern specification; regulation of transcription by RNA polymerase II; regulation of DNA-templated transcription. Lineage: Eukaryota; Metazoa; Chordata; Amphibia; Anura; Pipidae. Gene Ontology annotation, molecular function: RNA polymerase II cis-regulatory region sequence-specific DNA binding; DNA-binding transcription factor activity, RNA polymerase II-specific; DNA binding.